Messenger RNA from Oppiella nova, 449 nucleotides. NCBI's taxonomy places the organism in Eukaryota, Metazoa, Arthropoda, Arachnida, Sarcoptiformes, Oppiidae. The record is from the annotation of a GenBank genome assembly.
UCUUGAUAUCCGUGAUUCAGAUCACUUUGAAUUGUUUGUCUGAAGUCAAGUGGAUGGAGAUGCCGGGCCUCAAGAGUGAUGGCCACUCAUACCAUAUUAAACGCAAAUAUUUGGAGUCUAACUAUCAAUUGCCCGACGAAUUUUGCGGAAAAUAUUUUACAAGUGGAAUAAAUGAGAUCCCAUUUAUAUUCAAACUCCCGGACACUGGACUGCCAUCCAGUUUCGAAAGCCCUUUGGGAUCAAUUACAUACUUCAUCGAAGCAUUAGUUGGCGAACCCAUAAUCGAUGAAAGUGUCAAAACUGAACUCACAUUUCCAGUCGAAGCUCCCUUUAAGGACAAUUUACUUCUAUCAGUCGGUGCGAGCACUGAGAAAGAGUUGGGAAUUGUAAACUUAGGCUCCGGCACUAUCCGUAUGCACGCCACGGUCUAUAAAAAGGGUCAUAUGCCA